CGCAGUUUUACCGUCUUUGAUUUGAUCCCCAGUUUUGACUUUUACCUCUAUGAAAGCUGGUCCGAAAUUCCCCAAUCCAAGCCACGACAAUCGGACCGCUCCGCCGUCACGUCCGGCGUGCUUUUCCACCGGCACCUGAUCACAAGCGAGUAGUCUUCGGCUGCACUCCACAUUCCAAAACCAAAUUAAAGUAUCUUUUGGAGGCUUUGGCCUUUGGGGCUCUCCGCCUAAAUCCCCAAAUUCCACCCUUGUCGACUUCCCUCCAAGCUUUUCCGCCUCCGGGCAUUUCUGGUUUCUUCAUUCGGCACUCUCCGAGUUCCGGAAUCUUUGCGAAUUUGCUUUUUUUUUUUAAACUUAAUCUGACUUGCCCUCUCGCUCCUCACUUUUGAACCGUUCGCAGAAGUCAAUUUUCGGUUCUGGCGGGAUUGAUCCUCUAUUUAAUGAAGGGCUUGAGGCUCUGCUGUUGGGACCAGUGUCAGGACUGAGGUGUGUGCGUUGAGUUCCAUAGAGAUGGCGAGAGCAAGUAUGGCUUUACAAGUGCCGAGUUUGAAUGUUUGUGCUCGGAAACGAUGCCGAUUGUUCUGGGUUUCUUUGGUUGUACUGUUGUUGGCGAGUAGUACUAGGGUGGCGUUCUCCGAUUCCAAGUACUUGGUUGGCCUCGGAAGCUACGACAUCACUGGCCCUGCUGCUGAUGUGAAUAUGAUGGGUUACGCCAUGUUGGAACAGACCACCUCUGGCGUUCACUUCAGGCUGCGUGCUCGGAGUUUUAUCGUGGCGGAGCCGGGAAAGAACCGGGUGGUGUUUGUCAACCUCGAUGCUUGUAUGGCCUCGCAGAUUGUGACCAUCAAAGUGCUUGAGAGGUUGAAGGCCAGGUAUGGGGAAUUGUACACGGAGAAGAAUGUCGCGAUCAGUGGGAUUCACACUCAUGCUGGCCCUGCGGGCUAUCUCCAGUAUGUUGUGUAUAUUGUGACAUCUCUAGGCUUUGUUCGUCAGUCAUUUGAUGCCCUGGUCGAUGGCAUUGAGCAAAGCAUUAUUCAAGCACAUGAAAAUCUCCGGCCCGGAUCAAUUUAUGUCAAUACUGGGGAAGUCAUAGAUGCUGGUAUAAACCGCAGUCCUAGUGCAUAUCUGAAUAAUCCUACUGAGGAGCGCAGUAAAUAUAAAUAUGACGUGGACAAAGAAAUGACCCUCAUUAAGUUUGUGGAUGAUGAAUGGGGACCAAUUGGUAGUUUCAACUGGUUUGCCACCCAUGGAACUUCUAUGAGCAACACAAACUCUUUGAUAAGUGGUGAUAACAAGGGUGCUGCUGCUCGAUUCAUGGAAGACUGGUUUGAGCAGAAUAGCGGUGCAAGUUCUGAGUCAGUUCAAAGUGCAGCCGAAGGAAUCCCAAGGAGAGUCUCUAGUAUCAUUCCAGAUGUGCACAGUCGCCACCGUGAGCAUGAGCUACUGGAGCUUGCUGCAUCAUUUGGUUCUGCUCCUGGUAAACCAGCAACAAAGAUUCUAAGUGUUGCACAACGAGUAAGGAGUGCUCUCAGGAAGGCUGACAAACCUAGUUUUGUGUCUGCGUUCUGCCAGUCUAAUUGUGGUGAUGUUAGCCCUAAUGUGCUUGGAGCUUUCUGUAAGGACACUGGGCUCCCCUGUGACUUCAAUCACAGUACCUGUGGUGGAAAGAACGAGCUGUGUGUUGCCCGAGGACCUGGUUACCCUGAUGAGUUUGAAAGUACACGUGUCAUUGGAGAAAGACAAUUCAGGAGAGCAGUGGAGCUUUUCAAUAAUGCAACUGAGGAGUUGACGGGACAGAUUGAUUAUCGCCAUACAUAUCUGGACUUCUCUCAGCUUGAAGUAAUGGUCCCUAAACAAGGUGGAGGAGGUACGGAGGCAGUGAAGACAUGUCCUGCUGCAAUGGGGUUUGCAUUUGCUGCUGGAACUAUAGAUGGAUCAGGAGCUUUUGAUUUUAAGCAAGGAGAUGACAAGGGAAAUGCCUUCUGGAAGAUUGUGGGUGGCAUGCUGAAGGCCCCAAAUGAAGAACAGAUUGCUUGUCAACAACCAAAGCCUAUCUUGCUUGAUACGGGGGAAAUGACACUACCCUAUCAGUGGGCACCUUCUGUUCUUCCAAUCCAAAUCCUUCGUGUGGGUCAGCUAGUUAUUCUCAGCGUUCCUGGAGAAUUCACAACAAUGGCGGGAAGGCGACUUCGAGAUGCUGUGAAGCAGGUGCUGACCAGUGGCAAGAAUGAAAAGCUCCAUGUCGUUAUAGCUGGAUUGACUAAUACCUACUCACAGUACAUAACCACCUUUGAAGAGUAUGAAAUACAGAGAUACGAGGGUGCCUCUACUCUGUAUGGUCCACACACACUGAGUGCAUACAUUCAAGAGUUCCAGAAGCUCGCAGGAGCUCUCGUUCGAGACCAAACCGUGGAGCCAGGUCCUCAGCCGCCAGAUAUGCUCAGCAAGCAGAUCAGCAUGUUGACACCUGUCCUCAUGGACACUACCCCACUGGGUACUAAUUUUGGCGACUGCAGCACUGAUGUCCCCAUGAACGCAACUUACAAGAGAGGUAGCAUGGUGAGUGUUGUGUUCUGGUCGGCUUGCCCCAGGAAUGAUCUCAUGACAGAAGGCACAUUUGCACUGGUGGAGAUCCUUCAGGGCACUGAUACAUGGAUCCCAGCGUACGAUGACGAUGAUUUCUGUUUGAGGUUCAUAUGGUCGAGGCCUGCGAAGCUGAGCUCUCGCAGCCAUGCUACCAUAGAGUGGAGGAUCCCCCAGUCGGCCACCCCUGGUGUGUACAGGAUCAGACAUUUUGGUGCUGCCAAGGCGCUUCUUGGUUCCGUUCGCCAUUUCACUGGCUCCUCCAGCGCCUUUGUUGUGGCAUGAGAUUAGCAACGUCUGGGAGUUUGUCAGAUAUGGGCCCGUCCGUUGGCCGGAUGAGUAACAGUGUAAACAAUAUCUGUAAAUAGUUUAAUCAAGUUACGUUAUUAUGCACUAUCAUGAAAGAAUCUGAAUCAAUCAAUUACUUAAAUAUAAAAAAGAAACAUACAUUAUACUUUUCUGACUCUUGAUCAUUCAUGAAUAUAAGCCUUUAUCAAAA
Linum trigynum is the source of this 3082-nucleotide messenger RNA. Lineage: Eukaryota; Viridiplantae; Streptophyta; Magnoliopsida; Malpighiales; Linaceae. The record is from the annotation of a GenBank genome assembly.